Aphanomyces astaci is the source of this 6009-nucleotide messenger RNA. RefSeq lists its product as hypothetical. The transcript has a single exon. NCBI's taxonomy places the organism in Eukaryota, Oomycota, Saprolegniomycetes, Saprolegniales, Verrucalvaceae. Gene Ontology annotation, biological process: maturation of SSU-rRNA from tricistronic rRNA transcript (SSU-rRNA, 5.8S rRNA, LSU-rRNA); positive regulation of transcription by RNA polymerase I. The record is from RefSeq and is a predicted model, not a curated record. Gene Ontology annotation, molecular function: snoRNA binding; protein binding. Gene Ontology annotation, cellular component: small-subunit processome; 90S preribosome; t-UTP complex. The coding region runs from base 30 to 5963 and encodes 1977 amino acids.
UUUGGAGUUCUCAAUUUGCCGCCGCCAAGAUGAGUACGUCGUUGGCGUCCCAGUUGAAUGCACUCAAGGUGCAUGCGACGUCUGCUCCUUCUCAGAGGAAGCUCGCGUCCUUUCUUCAUGAGCCGAAGGUGGCAUCGAAGAUCGACAUCCGCACCACAUAUGAACACGCGAAGCAGGCGCUCGACCACUUGUGCGGCAUGGACGGUAGUUUGGAUGUGUUCCACACAACGUUGCUGCAUCCGAGCAAAGUGCAAGCGCAGUUUAAUCGCGCACUUCUCACAAAGGACGAGAACGCCGCCGUCGACGUCGACUUGGGCCUGCUCCUUGACGCGCUGUCGCCGUACUUUCUCCUCCCGCCCACGCACCAACUCCUCGAGUACCUCAUUCGACGGUACGAGAUUCACACGUGGAACGUUGAACAGAUCCUGGGCGCCACCUUGUGCUACCAUGAGAGUCCCGUGUUUGCACGGCUUGUCACCAUCUGCGACCUCAACAAGUACCCGCGGUGGGCAUUCCUGGAAGCAGUCAAAGUCAACAACGUGCCUCUGCUUCGCGCGAACCUGGCCAAGCGAUGCUUCACCGACCCGUCCAUCGUGCGCUUCAUCUACGACGCGGGUCGUCGCAUCGGGGCCAAGAACCCCAAACUCAUGGCGCUGUAUACAUUGUUGGCGAUGGAAGUGCUGGAUAAGUCCAAGAUCAGCGACCAAAUCCUGCGCUGGGUCCUGCCAAACGUGUUGGACGGCCUCCGAGACCGCACCUUCCCCGAGCACCAGCUGUCGUCGUACAUGGUUGCCACCAAGUUGACGUCGAAAGCCGUGCUGGCGCACGCCGCCCGCACCCAGAUCGUGUCGGCCAUCGCCAAGACGGCGCUUGCACACGCUCAGCUGGAUGCAUUGCUCUGCCUAGUCAGCGUCGUGCAGGCGCAGCCGUUCGAAGCGCUUCCCAUCGACGUGGUCAAGCACCUGUUAAACUACACAGACGUCCCGCAGCUGCUUCGGGACGCUACGGACGCGUACGACACGCGCAAGUUCCUGACGUUGUUCUUUGCCGGCAUGGUGUCACUUCUUGUGGACAGUGCGAAGACAUCAACGAACCAGGCUGAAACAACAGUAGAAACCACCUUGUUUGCCAUCCUCGCUGAGCUCGGUCCAGACUCUGCCACGUUAUUUGUAGCUCCGAUCGUAGGCCACGUGCUCAAGAGUGCUAGAGUUGCCGCGUCCUCCAAGGACAAAAACGCUGUCGCUGUAGUCCUGCAGCGCGUCCUGGUUCGGCUGAGCAAGCGGUUUGCCGAGCAAUUGGACGCUGGCUUGCACGCGUUGUUGUCUGCCGACGACGACGACGAAGCCAGUGCUGCGUUUUACAUUGAGUUUGUAGGCCGCACGUUCGACGGCACCACCGCCGCCGUGCACGUUCCGUUGGCGCAAAGUGGUCUGUCUCUGCUGUUGUCGCUGGACCACCCGAACGCCGACAUCCGACUGCACGCUGUUACAGCUGUGAAAGCCAUGAACGACUCGUUCGAUGAAGUGGACGCGCUCCUCCGCCGCCUCAACGACGACUCCCCUGCAGUGGUGCUGCAGGUGCUCCAGCUCAACGUGUUGCUGGUCAAGGCGACCCCCCUGGCGCUGGUGGAGGCGGUGGCGCACGCCGUAUCGCAGCGGUUCGCCGAUCCCCAGUUCAAAGUGGCCGUGCCUGCGCUUGUGGGGUUUGCUACGGGUCCGCUGCUGACCAAGUACCCCAAAACCCCCCGCUUGACGCCGAUUGUGCUCGACAUGCUGCUGCAAUUCGCCCCGACCUCGGACUGGCUAGAGCCAUCGACUUCGUCCGAGUCGGUGAUUCCGUUUGAUGCGUGGGUACAACACCUGAAGAAGCUCCAUCAUCCGUUUGGUCAGGCUUUGAAAGCCCCGAAAGACUUGAGCGCAGUCGUCCAAGCGUGGGGCAAGGUCCUUACCGACGACCUCGUCGACACCGUCGCGGCGUGGACGGCCCCCGCACCCUUUCGCCACGUCCGCCUGCCGUACUUGGCCCUGCAAGUAUUUUUCCACAGUCCUAAGAAGCAAUCGGGACGGCAAUUUCUGCCACUGGCACGCACCGAAUGGACGUUGCUCAACAACUCGCCAGCCAAAGUGGACCUGGCCAUCCACCGCCCCGCCAUUUUGCACGUGAUUGAGAUGAUCUGCGCCAGCAUGACCGCAAGCCCCGCCGACGAGGGCACGGCCUACGACGACGCGCUACACCUGCUACUGCACUCGUCGUCGCGAUUCUUCACCCUCGUGCAGCCGUAUCUCCACGACAAGCUGGCCAAACACAACUGGACGACGCUGCUGCACAGCCUCUGUCGCGUCGCCUCCUCUCGCGCCGACACGCAAGCCACAGCGGCGGUCCGCAGCAUCACGCUGGUGUCAGUUAUGCUCGAGUGCCAUGGGUCGACCGCGAUCAAGUUGAACGACUUGCAUCAGGUGCUCACGACGGUGCUGCUGUCGCUGAAUUCAUCCGACGCGGCGGUGCGCAAGGUCGGAGUGCAAACACUCAAACCACUCGCCAAGGUGUCGGUCGACAAGCAGGACAAGGCCGCGCUAGCCACGUACCACAAAGCGAUGGCGGCGCUCACCCAGGCCAAAACGGAGCUCGUGAUGGACAGCCAGCACCUCCCGACGCUUUUGGCCACCCUUCUGGACGGCAACAAACUCGACGCCGGAUGGACUAAGCAAGUGCUGGCCACGGUGCUCGUCAAGGGCGCCGAUGGCGGUGCGAUCCCCGCGCCCCUUCAACGCCGGGCGCGUCAAGUGCUGGAGGUGUUUGCCAAGGUGCAACUGCCGGCGCUGUGGGAGUCCGCGGUCGGCUGGUUCACGCACCGCUUGCCACUGGCUGCCCAGGCGAGCUGCUCUGAUGCGGAAACUGCUAUUUUGAACCACUUGCUCGGUCACUUUUUGACGACGUGGGCCACGAGUAAGGUGCCCAAGGCGGUCGUGGACGCCGUAGUGCUGACGUUGGCGACGCCGACGGGAGUGUCGGCGCUCCACAAGCACGUGGCGGCCACCAUGCCUGCGACAUGGUUUGCCAGUGUGGGGUCUGCCACGCAGAGUACGAUCGUGGCUCAUCUCGUGGCUCUCAUGCGAUCCGGGGAAGAGUUGAGUGAAAUCUCGAGUCAGCUCGUGCCUAGGCUGCAAGUGUCGGCGGAUAUUGUGGCCAAAUUGCUGCAGCACCAAAAGUCGCCCCACUGGGUGGCCGACGUGACGUGCGUCCUCGAAGUGCUUCCGGCGUGGCUGCCGCGGUACUCUGCGACAGAGUUGGAGAACCUCCUCACACCCCUGCAGCACAUUGUCGCACACUUCAGCCAAGACAAGGUGUCUGAGUACAGCGUGCAGAUGGUGCUCACGGUGCUGCACCAGACGUGCCGCCUCUUGCCGCCCGCUGCCAAGCACCCGUCCAAGAAGCACGCCGCCGCCACGACCACGUCUCAUGCCAAGGUCCUUGUGGAGCUGACGAUGGAAGUAGUUGAAGUCACCACUUCCCCCCAGACCCGCAACGCCGCGCUCCUGCUCGUAUCGGCGCUUGUUGAUCUGUACCCCGCCCAAGUGCUCACGUCGCUCGUGCCCAUCUUGAGCCAUGCGUCGCACCUUCACAUGGACGAGUACUCGUUCCAUGUGCUCCGGGAGAUUGUCCAGCACGCCGUGCCAUACGUGGCCAAACCAUCGAGCCCCAUCUCGAUCCAGCAGUUCCUCCAGACGUUUGUCGACGCAUUUGGGUCCAUCCCGGCCGCGCGCCGACUGGAUCUCUUCCACGUGGUCCUGGCCAGCUUGGAUCUUCAAAAUGCUAACGCUCUCGGCAUGACCAUCGCCCUCUUGCUCUUGACCCCCUCGACCGACGCACAGCACCCCCACGCUGCAUUCUGCCACGAACUGGCCCAACUGUUUCCCCCCGAGGCCCAGAUGCAAGCCCUCGUCUUCCUCGUCCACUCGACCAGCCACCUCCAAGACGACACGGACCCUGGCAAGUCGGACACCUCGGUGCUCAACGUCCAGGGCCUGUCCGAUGCGAAACUAGCCGCCACGACCGCCGCGUGGCUGUCGUUCGUGCCGCACCACCUCGAACGCAAGCGCCUCCACGCGCAAAUCUUGGACAAGCAGCACGGAGACAACGGGACGCUCCAAGAAGCGUACCUCCUGCUCGCCCAAGCGCUGCUCUUGUACCUGCGCCGGGGAAGCGACGACGCCCUCGGCGGGUUCGCCCUGGACGGGAUGCACAACCUCCAGCGCCUUCUCACGGCCCCUGGCUUUGUGGCUGUGAUUGGCGAGCUGCUGCACCACGAAGACAGCGUGAUCCGGCGGCGGGCGCUGCAGCUCCUGAACGAACGCAUUGAGGCGCACCAGGACUCGCUGACGACGGAAGAGGAGCUUUUGUUUGUCGACAUGCUUGCCGACCUCACCGAAGUGCUGGGCGACGUCCAAGCUGCUUUGGUCUCUGAUUUGCAGAUGGCGCUGCUGUCUGUGGACGUGCUCACGCGGUUCUUUGCCAAGAAACACCCCAAGACGUUCCAGGCCAUCCUGCCCACCGUCAUCGCAUGCACCACGCACACAAACGGCCACGUGUCUGGCAGUGCGUUCGUGUGCCUGUCCAACUUGACCCUCGCGCUCGGCGCUGCAGUGUUUCCCCAUGUCCCGACCUUCUUUCCCACGCUGCUCUCGGCGCUCGAACAAGUGUCCUCCCAUCGUCGGUCCGGUCACUCUACCGACCAAGCCGACGACUCCUCCAACACGCUGCAGCACUGCGGCAUGGUUGCCCUGCGCAACUUGACGGCGAAAAUCCCCCAGUUUCUGGCCCCAUACCUGAACCGCAUGCUGGCGCUGCUGUUCCAGCCGUCGUUGCAUCCGCAAAUCCAAGUGACCGCGCAAGCUACGUUGGUGUCGCUGGCCCACGGCAUGGAGCUGCGAAACUUGCUGCCGGCGUUGCUCGAGCUAUACCCGAGUUGCUGCCGCCACGGCAACGACUCGCUCCUCCAGCUGUUUGACCUCGUCGCCACCAUCGUCGGCGGCAUGGACCGCUUGGCGGUCAAGACCCACCUGAGCGGAUGGAUGCGCUUCUUCCUCAUGGCCAUGGACGUCCGCCGCACGCAUCCGUUGCUGUCGGUAGAAGUGGAAGACAAACUCCGCCACGCGAUCGUACAACUGGUGCUGAAACUGAGCGAGAAGCAGCUCAAGCCCCUCUUCCUCAAGUUUGUCGCGUGGGUGGACGUGGUCCUCCCGGGGCACCAAGGCCCGUCGCUCCCCCGUCAAGCCGUGUUUUACCGCCUGGUCGGACAGCUCAGCGCUCAACUGCGCAGCAUUUUCGUGCCGUAUUACGCGCAUAUUUUGCCGCAAUGUGCGUCCAUCGUGGCGUGGGGGCCGACGUUGAGCUCGUCGUUCUCGACUGCUCAUGACGAGGAAGACGAUGGCUUUUUCAAGCGACCCGCCAAGAAGCAAAAGGUCGCCAAGGAGGUGGAGGACGAUACCAGCAGCUUGAAGGCCACGGUGGCCGAGUUCGUGGUGCAGGCGUUGGUUGGAUGCUUCUCCCACGACUCGGAAGGGUUUAUGGACAAGGAAAAGUUUGACGAGAUCAUGCCUGGCCUGGUGGACUUGCUGGAUGUGGCAGAGUCCCAGCCGACCCUCGUGAGUCACGCGGUGACGGCGCUGGCGCAGCUGGCGUGGGCCGCCAAAAGCGAUCUGCUGUGGAAGCCAAUGCACCAUCGCAUUCUGAUGAAGAGCCGCAGCGACAGCGCUGGCGUCCGGUUGGCGGCGCUGCGAGCCAUCGAGCAGUGCUACACCGUCGUGGGCGAAGAGUUCUUGGCCAUGCUGCCGGAAAGCAUCCCGUUCUUGGCCGAGUUGCUUGAAGACACGGACGCAACCGUCGAAACGUUGUGCCACCAAGUGAUCAAGCAGAUCGAAGACAUUUCUGGAGAAAGUUUGGACCAGUAUUUGACCGCGUAGUGUCCCCGUUAACCUUAUUUUAAAUAGAUUCCAUGCACAAGUACAA